Peronospora matthiolae is the source of this 2382-nucleotide messenger RNA. The record is from the annotation of a GenBank genome assembly. Lineage: Eukaryota; Oomycota; Peronosporomycetes; Peronosporales; Peronosporaceae.
AUGCGUCGUACAGAGAAUGUUUGUGCCAGCAUUGAUCUGGAGUGUACUGAGCAGAUGCGUCGUACAGAGAAUAUGAUUGCAGAAGUAAUGUCUCGCAGAAUAUUUGAGAUUGUGGCUUACGUAAAAGCUCAUGGUAUUGACCAUGCGCUUACCGACUUAGUGCGUUUGGUAAGCGCGACGGCCCCUGGACGAUUGGAAUGGAAGGAGUUUCGUGAGCUCUCGCUUGCGAAGGGGCAAUUUGGCAGCUGCUUCGAAGCAACUGAUGAGGAGGCAAAUGUGCAUUAUUCAAUCAACCUUUUCACGGGUCUCGUUCUUACCGAUGGUCACGCUCCUGGAGGUCUUCCAUCCGACAUUCGUCAGCACGAGAACUUCGGACUUUGUUCGGCCACUGCAAUUUCAAAGUCCUUACCUCGAAUGGCGUGUUUUCGAAGCGAGCGGAAGUAUAAUGAUCGUUUGUACGACUUCACACUCGAAGAUGGAGAGUUGCAUGUUCAAGAGCUGACAUCUGAUACUUCGGGUGACAUUAUCAUGACGCUACAGUUGUGUUCCAGUAGUUGGGUGAAAACUCUGACCAAUCUCCCAGCUCGGUUGCAGAGUCUGUAUUCGCACUGGUAUUGGGCGGAAAUGCACUGUGUUCUCUUUCGUCCGAAAGAGGCAAAGUGUCGAGACGUGUUAUUCGUUGCCAAAGUUGACGAAGAUGGUUUAAUGCAAUGCUACAGAGUACCGGUCAGCGACACGACGCGGCCUUAUGGCGAACUGAUGGAAAAUCUCGAUGUGUACGACCGUUUUGUGUGCACAGAGAAAUUGCUUCUCACCGUGUUUGACGUGCUGGUGAAGUUCGAAGAAGCACGGUUUCUUCAUCCGCUAAAAUCACCUGAUGGAGUAGUACGCAUUGAGCUGCCUCGAUUCAAGCUGUCAUUCUAUCUGAAUGGCAUCUCGCAGUUUGAAUCGGUGGAGCACAAAGGCUAUAUUCUAGCGACAAAUCAGCAGUUUGACGAUUUUCUGCCAAGGUUUCAGCGAUACUUGGUGCUCAUGUUGAAAGACAGCUCCGACACAUCUCGACCAGAACUUCGCUUGCUACUUCCGGUAGGUGUUGUGAAGGAAGCAGCUGAUGGCGUGGUCGAUAUCACAAUUUGUGGCGAGGCAAGUAGGGUUAUGGACGUGGCAUGCUACGAUAUUCACCGCCGAUUGAAGACAUUUGAGACCGAGACCAUUUAUGCAAGACUGCAGUUUGCUGCUAUCUGUGCUCGAGCUGGAACGGACGUGCCGAGCAAGCGAUUGGGUAUGACCGGAUCAGAGGCAGCGAUACAAAUUUUACGAGCAUGCAGGUCGAGUCGACCAUUUUCGGGCGCGGAAAACGAAGCUUUAUUGUCGAUAUACAGGUUGAGCUACCGUGAGCCAGCGGUAAAGAUCUUGGUUUUGGCAUUACGCACAGACGCUAACCGCCUCGCGUUUCUCUUCGGGCAAACGCAUACAAUUGCUCCGGCGAUGGAAAGUACCGAUGAGAAAACGGAGUAUGCGAACAUGUGUUCGAACCAAGUCCAGCGUAAUCCUUUGCGAUCGCAAUUGCGAAGCAAGGAAGAGGGGCGCAUUCUUGGUCAUGUGCAACACUCGUCGGUAUCUUUUUCAGUAGAAGAAGCAAUCACGUGUGACUCAUCCUCAGUAGCUGACGACUACGUUAGGUCUAUCGAAAAACGCCUUGGACUUUUUCUUUGGAAGGACGCAAGCAAAGUGAAACAUAUUCCAACAUUUGCACUGGAUUGCAAUUCCACAAACGCCAUGGGCACAGGGAUGUUGGAUGAAUUGAAAUCGAGCUGGGAUAGCUACCACUCGCAAAGCGAAGCACGGCUGAAGGCUGAGCCAGCUGUGCUACUUGACGCAUUUGAGACGGUUCUGCAAGAAGUAUCAUCUCAUCGUAUCGAGAUGGAAACUUGUGUACGGGACUGCGUUACGAAAGCGAGAAGCAGCACCUAUGACCGCCUUCUGAAGCUUGCAAACUUCUUGCCGUUGCUUACUGUAAGUGAUAUUGUCCGCUGUGGGUUUGAUGGAGCUACUCUGCACACACUGGCGCCGAAGUUGAGUGAAACAUCGAGAGAACUGGUAACGAAAGAUGUAUUCAAUUACAUGGAAUUAUGCGUACUUGAAGAUAAGUUGAAGAGGCUUAUCUGGAUGGCGAGGCGUAGUGGUGAGGUCUCGAACACCAUCAUGAUUGAUGAGCUGAUGAACACGCGCCAGUGGCAGUCGGCGGAACAUCCAUACUGGUUGGCGUUCGAAGUGGAAGGUAGACUCCAGAUUCGACAUGAGCAAUUUGUGAUCGCUCGCCACCUCAUCGAUCGCCCAGGAACAGUUUGCCAGCUCAACAUGGGGCGUGGUAAGACCUGA